AUGAACUUGGUGCUGCUCCUAUGCCAAGAGGUAGAAGAGAUCAACAAGACUGGCUUCGUCCUCCUACCUGCCACAGACCGUCGUGCACGGCACAUUGUUACUGUUCUCAAGCCGACCCCUGGUUCCACUAUCCGCGUGGGCUGCGUGGGAGUGGGUGUGGGGCGUGCAAGUGUGGUCGUGCUGGAGAGAGGUGAGGUUCGAUUGACUGGCCAGCUUUCCUUGUCGGCUACACCUUCGCAGCCGCACGUGGAGCUGCUUCUAGCAAUGCCUCGUCCAAAGGUUAUGAUGAGGCUGUGGUCCGUGCUGGCACAGCUCGGCUUGCGGCGUAUCGUGUUGACCAACGCUUGGCGCGUGGAGAAGCCCUACUUCUCUUCCCAAGCCACGGAUCCAAGCAAAUACACGCCAGAGCUGCCACUUGAUCGAGUCAGAAAAGGUUUUCUAGGCUUUACGGUCUAG
Molecule: messenger RNA, 456 nt
Organism: Symbiodinium necroappetens
Lineage: Eukaryota; Dinophyceae; Suessiales; Symbiodiniaceae
Source: the annotation of a GenBank genome assembly